AUUUCUUUCACGUAUAAAUAGAAAGUUAAUAGAGUGAUGCUUGUCUGCAUAUUCACUAGUUUCCUUUCUGGUUUCUGCAUAUCACCUCAUGGCCAGUUUGGGUGAUCAUGAUGGUAUUGAGAUUAUAAAGUCUAUUUCUGAUGCCCCACCAACGCAUUACAUGGUCAAGAUAGAGUCUUUCUCACUCCUUACAAAACAUGCUAUAGAGAGAUAUGAAACUGAGAGCUUUGAAGCGGGAGGCUACAAAUGGAAACUGGUUCUGUAUCCAAAUGGAAACAAGAUCAAGAAUAUGAAAGAUCAUGUUUCUGUUUACUUGGCUCUUGCAGACUCGAGUUCAUUAGGUCCAGGGUGGGAGGUUUCCGCUGUUUUCCGUCUGUAUUUUCUGGAUCAAAACAAAGAUAAUUAUCUGAUUCUACAAGGGAAAGAGAGACGGUUCCAUACGGUCAAGCGUGAAUGGGGAUUCGAUAAGUUCAUCCCUACCGUUACCUUCUUUGAUGCGUCAAGCGGUUACCUAAUGGAAGACACAUGUAUGUUUGGAGCUGAUGUAUUUGUUUCCAAGGAGAGAAGAAGUGGGAGAGGAGAAUGUUUAUCGAUGAUUAAAGAUGCCACUAGCUCUAAACACGUCUGGAAAAUCGAAAACUUCUCUAAGCUAGACAAAGAAAGCUACGACUCUAACACUUUCUUCGCUGGAGAUAGAAAAUGGAAGAUACGGUUUUAUCCAUCGGGAACGAAGCAAGGAACAGGAACCCAUCUUUCUGUCUAUCUGAUCCUCGCAGAUCCUGAUUCCGUUUCAGACGGUACAAAGAUAUUUACAGAGUUUACGAUUCGAAUAUUUGAUCAGCUUCAAGGCAGACACAUCGCAGGGAAAGUUACUAAAUGGUUCAGUCGAUCGAGCUUGGAGAAUGGAUGGGCGAAGUAUGUAUCGAUGGUUUAUUUCACGCAGCCAAACAGUGGCUUGUUGCUCAAAGAUGUCUGUCUCGUUGAAGCCGAUGUCUGCGUUCAUGGAAUCACUAGUGCACUCUGAUCUCACCUUGUUCUCACUCAAAUUGCAUUCCGAGUCUUACUCAAAGAAUGUUGUCGGAUUCUAUCAAAUCAAAAGCUAAAAUCUUUCACAUUGAUAAUACAAACUAUGGAAUGAUAAUAUGGAAUACUUUUUUUAUAUAAUUAUCUUCUCAAGAGAAGCAAGAAAUACAAAAUAUGGUUUCAACUUUUCUUACCACAACAAUAAUAAGUAAAAACUAUAAUAUGACUUUUUUUUUCUUCAAAAGUUCAAAAGACAAAGAAUAAUAAUAAUUAACCCAUCUCAGAGUUGAAACUAAAAACCCCAGAAAGAGCCUAAAAUACAGAGAGCAAGACUGAGUCUGGACAUGAGUGAAACAGAGGGUGAACCUGAGAUUGGUUCAGGUUUCAAGCUUGGACCUUGUUAGACUUGAGUGGCUUCACAACCUCCCAGGUGAAAUCAGGGUCGUCCCUUCCAAAGUGGCCAUAAGCAGCAGUCUUCAAGAACCUGCCGUUACCUCCUCUCUUCAAAUCCAAGUUGAUCGAAAUCAUCCCUGGCCUGAAAUCAAAACUCUCCUUCACAAUCUCAAGAAUCUCCUUGUCUGGAAUCUUCCCGGUUCCGUAGCUGUCCACGAAGACAGACAAUGGCUCAGGGACACCAAUGGCGUAAGAGACUUGCACAAUGCACCGCCUCGCUAGCCCACUGGCCACAAUGCUCUUAGCUGCUUGCCUAACGAUGUAAGCACCACUCCUGUCGACCUUGGUCGGGUCCUUCCCGGAGAAAGCACCACCUCCGUGUGCACCCCAUCCACCGUAGGUGUCGAUGAUGAUCUUACGCCCGGUAAGUCCGGCGUCACCGUGAGGACCUCCGAUCACAAAACGACCAGAUGGGUUGAGAUGGAAGAUGGUCUUCUCGUCAAGGUACUUCUCUGGGAUCACCGGCUUGAUCACGUGCUCCUUGAGAUCAGCUGCGAUCUCAUCGUUGGUCACGGUCUCGUCGUGCUGCGUUGAGAUCAAAACAGUGUGGACGCGCACAGGGACCAUAGCUCCGUUCUCGUUGAAGUACUCAACGGUGACUUGCGUCUUACCGUCCGGUCUCAGCCAGGGGCAAGUUCCGUUCUUGCGAACCUCAGUGAGCUUGGCUCCGAGCUUGGUGGCGAGGACGUGGCUAAGAGGCAUGAGCUCGGGGGUCUCGUCGGUGGCGUAGCCGAACAUGUGACCUUGGUCACCAGCUCCGAUCUCCUCUGGUUUCUUGGUGAGGUGGCCGUGGACACCUUGCGCGAUGUCGGGGCUCUGCUGCUCAAUGUUGACGAGGACCUUGCAGUUGUCGGCGUCUAGGCCAACGUCGGCGGAGACGAAGCCGAUAUCACGGCAAGUUUUACGGACGAUCUUCUCGUAAUCGACGUCAGCCUUGGUGGUGAUCUCGCCGAAGACCAUGACCAUGUUGGUCUUGGUACAGGUCUCGCAAGCGACUUUGCUCUCGGGGUCUUGCUCAAGGCAAGCGUCGAGGAUUGCGUCGGAGAUCUGAUCGCAGAGCUUGUCGGGAUGUCCUUCGUUGACGGACUCGGAGGUAAACAAAAAGGAUUCCAUUUUCCGUAACCUAAAGGGACAAGGAGUUAGAGAGAGAGAGAGGUGGUAAUGGAGGAAGCAGCUAAAGAAAUGUAUGUGGUGGUGGUAGUACGAAGGUGAAGUAAGAGCAUAGAAGCUUUAUAUAUACGAGGCGAUGAAGAGGUGUAGGAUCGUAAUUUCGUCUAGAUUCAUUCCCAGUUUCAUUUUCACUCUGUUCAUAGAAAAUGAGAUUUAUAUAAUCUGACGGUUCAAAUUAGAUCCAUAAAAGAAAG
Thlaspi arvense is the source of this 2840-nucleotide messenger RNA. The record is from the annotation of a GenBank genome assembly. Lineage: Eukaryota; Viridiplantae; Streptophyta; Magnoliopsida; Brassicales; Brassicaceae.